Morchella sextelata is the source of this 2733-nucleotide messenger RNA. RefSeq lists its product as uncharacterized. Gene Ontology annotation, molecular function: protein binding. Lineage: Eukaryota; Fungi; Ascomycota; Pezizomycetes; Pezizales; Morchellaceae. The transcript is spliced from 8 exons. The record is from RefSeq and is a predicted model, not a curated record. Gene Ontology annotation, biological process: meiotic cell cycle; regulation of synaptonemal complex assembly. Bases 1 to 2733 code for a protein of 910 amino acids.
AUGCCUCCCUUCGACGGCCCAAAUGCUACAGCUAUUGCCACGCUGCAGAAGAGGAUCAUGUCGCUGUCCGGUCAAGCACCUGUGUUUUCUUCGUCUGCUGAGAUAUACCGUGACUUAUCAUCUAACUCGAACGAACCAUCACUGGAUGUUCGAAUUGAGGCGGCUAUGAAACUUGCUGAGAAAUGUGCGUCUACUCGUGAGAACAUAAAAUUGGGCGAAGAAUUUGAAGAGUUAGAUAUCCAAGCCACCAGGUUGUGGAAUCUAUCAACCACACUUACUAGAGUUAAAGAAGAUGGGGAUAGUUCCCUUUCAUCAAAGGGGAAGGAUGUUCUCCAUGUCCGGCUCUUGGCUUUUUUCAUGCUGGAUUGUUCACACCCAUCCUCCACUCGGAAGCUUCAAAAUACUAUCCGACUAUUUAGAGUGGCUGUCAAAGCAGGGAAAACAUGUCUAGAUCAACAAGACGUCAAAUGGGCAUGGAAAACUAUGGAAAGGGCCGCAAAGUACCAGGAGGACCUCACCAAGGCGUGUGAUUCUCCUGAAUUCAAGCCGGAAGAUCAGCAGACGCGCAGCAGGUUGUCUUGCGACUAUUUCACUCUCCGGACCGUGUUGGCAUGGAGGCAGUCGAAUCUCUCAAUGGCAGAUUACAUGUACAGUAAGGCAAAAGAACAACAGCAGUCUCUUCUUGAUCCGCGGAUGUCCGAGAACUUGAUUGAUGCACUAUACGAGAUUGGAAAUGAGCUACUACAACAAAGUGUUUUUGACGCAGCUACAAAGUGGUUACAAAGAUCCUUUGAUGUGAUUAGUGAAAUGGAUCCCAUAUCUCUUUCGGAGAGUGGUGCGGAACUUCGUUUGGCUGUCAUGCAUAGUCUUGCUAGGGCAUAUCUUGCGCAUGCCACGGAGGGAAGUUUGGAUAAAGCUCGGAAUGUUAUCGAUAUGAUGAAUGAAGACUGGCCAACCCGCCUUACCGUCUACCUGCUCAGAUUAGACUUGGUUAAUGCCGAAAGCCCAGAUAACAUGCAGAGCUACAGUGAGGUCCUUUCCAGGAUGUUGUCUAUUGUCGAACUUACAGAGCAUUCUUUCAAAAUAAUAAUGGGGAGGAUUCAUGUGCUUGUUUCAAAGAAAGACAUUCGUCUCGCAUGCAAAUGCCUAGAUGAGCUCCUUAUCAAACGUAUUCUUGUUCUAGAGCGAGAUGACUGGAUAGAAAGAACAUUUGUUACACGUCUUUGGGUUACUAUUCAAGAUCGAGCUGCGGAUGAUGAGGCUAUUCUACCUUCUCUACGAAAUAUCUUGGAUUCCAUGAUGAAGAAACUUACCAAGGCACUUAGUCCAAAGGCUACACAUGCUGCGCAGAUUUUAUUGUGGAAGAUCACAGAAGCAUUCUUUUCCCAGGGAAAAUAUCAGAUUGCUGGCUCCUGGUGUAGAAUAGCGCAACACUCCAUUUUUGACACGUCUGGAGGAUCAAAUAUAGCGAAAAUAUCCCGGAAAAUAAUCCUAUGCGCUCUUGAAAGUAAAGAUUUUGGAAUGGCUAUGGAAGCGUUCCAAGAGAUGCCUAAAGCAGCCCGUAAUGAAGUAUUCACCAGUUUCCUAAUGUUUAAGGUAGCAGUGAGAACUUCGGACAAAGACCUAGCUGUAAAAUGUCUUCAACAUCUGAGCGAAAGCAGCGACCCCGACAGACGUCUUCUCUACGGCUGUGCGUUGGAUGCGCAGGAGACAGGAAACCGGGAAUUAGCUUUAGUAGCACUUAGGCUGGUACUCGAUCAAAUUGGGCUCGUGGCACCCGAUAUCGGCCACAUACCCACGAUAUUAAGAUGUGCCAUUCGAUUAACAAUGGCAGAAAUCGAAGGCUCUAGAGAAGCUGAGGCAACAAUUGAAUCACUAUGCUUACUUUUAGAGAAGGCCGCGGAACAGGCAAAACGAUCAAGACAAAAACCCAGGACCUCUGAUAAACAUAUCGAAAUUGUUUUUACGAUCAAGGAAUUAGAUUGGUUCGCUCGGAACGCUUACAAUAUUGGUCUUCGGGGCAUUGUUGAGUGGUCUUCAUCUAGGAGCUAUAGGAUAAUUUCAGCUUGUAUCCGCUUCUUGGAACUGUAUCCGGAUGAUAUCGACGAGCCUACACUAGCUGAAGUUUCAUACAGAAGAUUACUAUGCAAUUAUCUUUGCGCUUGUAUUAGCAUAGAGCUAGCACGUGUUGAGGAUAACAUUGAGGCCCAGUUACAGCAUUAUCUAGUUUCCCGGCGGCACAUACAGGAUUUCCGUAGCAAAAACGAAACUGUCCGGAGUAAGAUAGAACAGGAAGCUGAAGAUCUAAGCCAGAAAUUUGGAAUUCUUCUGGCUUACGAUUUUGAAGCUGCAGCUAGGCUGAAAGACUGGGACACUCUCCGAAGCAUCGUGGAAGAGGCAGCGUUAUCCACCGACAAAGGCAUAUCCAUUUUCGAAAAGGUUACGGAUAUUUUGAUUAGUUGCGAGGCCCCUAGCAGGGUUAAGCUGAUAGUCAUGCAGGUCAUAUUGAACUAUACGGUUCCGUCUCCGAUGGCAGAUAUCGUGAAACUCUCAAGAUGGAUUAGGACUUUAGUGCAGCUAUCGAUUGCCAAGGACCCAAAAGUCACGGAAGCUUUGCUAGUUGAAGUUAUCGAUGUAACGAAAAAUAGAAGCGACGGGCAAAAGUACCCAAACGAUGAGAUUCAAUGGCUUACAGGUUUGCACAUUUCCCCGAUAGUUCAUGUUGAACACUAA